Messenger RNA from Neopsephotus bourkii (Bourke's parrot), 1166 nucleotides. RefSeq names its product NudC domain containing 3 (gene NUDCD3). The coding region runs from base 67 to 1110 and encodes 347 amino acids. NCBI's taxonomy places the organism in Eukaryota, Metazoa, Chordata, Aves, Psittaciformes, Psittacidae. Gene Ontology annotation, biological process: protein folding. The transcript is spliced from 6 exons. The record is from RefSeq and is a predicted model, not a curated record. Gene Ontology annotation, cellular component: cytoplasm.
CAAGUGCGGGUGCGGAGCGGAAGCGCGGGCGGGCGCGGUUGCCGUGGCAGCGGUCCCGGAGCCGCCAUGGAGGCCGCGGCCGCGCUCACCGAUAUGUACGACCAGGCGCUGCUGGGCAUCCUGCAGCACGUCGGGAACGUGGAGGAGUUCCUGCGCGUCCUCUUCGGCUUCCUCUACCGCAAGACCGACUUCUACCGCCUGCUGCUGCGGCCCGGGGACCGCCUGGGCUUCCCGCCCGGCGCCGCGCAGGCCAUGGCCCUCCAGGCUUUCAAAGUCUUUGAGCGGAUGGCCCGGCAGGAUGAUGAGAAGAGGCGCCGAGAGCUGGAGGCAAAGCUGAGGAAGGAGGAGGAGGAAGCUGCUGAGAGGGUGAAGCCGCCUGCUGCAGCUCAGGAGGUGGAGGUUGAGACAACAACAGAGCACAUCCCAGUGGCGGAUGCUGCGGGGACACAGGAGUCGGCUGGAGCCCAGAACGCAGCCCCCAGCCUGGUGUCUGCAGAGUCCCUGGGGGCUGCUGCCCAGGCAGAGCUGCCCACGAAACAGGAACAGUUCCAGACAAACCCCGACAGCUACAACGGAGCUGUGCGAGAGAACUACUCCUGGUCCCAAGACUACAGUGACCUGGAGAUUAAAGUGCCCGUGCCCAAGCACAUUGUGAAAGGCAGACAGGUGUCUGUGGAUAUUAGCAGCAGCACGAUUCGGGUGGCAGUGCUGGAGGGGAGCAGCCCGCACGUCCUCAUGGAAGGGAAACUCACCCACAAGAUCAACACGGAGAGCUCCCUCUGGAGCCUGGAGCCAGGGAAGUGUGUUUUGAUCAACCUGAACAAGGGGGAUGAGUACUGGUGGAACGCCAUCCUGGAGGGCGAGGAGCAGAUCGACAUCGACAAGAUCAACAAGGAGCGCUCCAUGGCCACAGUGGACGAGGAGGAGCACGCCGUGCUGGACCGCCUCACCUUCGACUACCACCAGAAGCUGCAGGGCAAACCCCAGAGCCAUGAGCUGAAGGUGCAUGAGAUGCUGAAGAAGGGUUGGGACACGGAGGGCUCCCCUUUCCGCGGCCAGAAGUUCGACCCCUCCAUGUUCAACAUCUCCCCCGGCGCUGUGCAGUUCUGACAGCGGCACCAAAGGAAGCGGGGAGAGGAGGAGCCCCCCCCGGGGAGCCCCCAUCA